Messenger RNA from Carlito syrichta (Philippine tarsier), 647 nucleotides. RefSeq names its product cortexin 2 (gene CTXN2). Lineage: Eukaryota; Metazoa; Chordata; Mammalia; Primates; Tarsiidae. The transcript is spliced from 2 exons. Bases 169 to 414 code for a protein of 81 amino acids. The record is from RefSeq and is a predicted model, not a curated record.
CCCAGAACACUCCUCUCACAUUGUUGCUGAACCGAUCAGCGCACACAGACAAACCUGCCAACACUUAAGUCUACUCGCUGGAUUUCAUCUCCAUGGCAACAAGCAUGGAAGGCCAAGAGGUGAUUCCAGAAGGAAUUGUGAAGAGCCACAACAAUGUACCAGUGAAUAAUGAGUAGUACCUACUGUGGCAACUCUUCAGCUAAGAUGAGUGUCAACGAAGUAUCAGCUUUCUCAUUGACUCUGGAGCAAAAAACUGGUUUUGCUUUUGUUGGAAUUUUGUGUAUCUUCUUGGGACUUCUUAUUAUCAGAUGCUUCAAAAUCCUGCUAGACCCAUAUAGUAGCAUGCCUUCUUCUACAUGGGAAGAUGAAGUUGAAGAGUUUGAUAAAGGGACAUUUGAAUAUGCACUCGCAUAAAAGUUCCAGCUUUAUGGUUUUUAUGGUUAUGCCAUUGGGACACAUGCAUUUGUAAUUACCUUGAGUGUUCAGGGGAGAGGUUCAUUUCAUUCACUGAAUUUAAUAAACAUCUAUGAUUAAUUCAUCUACCAUGUUGUGUAAGUGAUAAACUAUGGUUGGGAUUACCUUGCUUUCUUCUGUUCCCACAUGGAGGCAUUUAUUGAAUAGAGCAUAAAGAUUGCUCCAACCAUGUA